GUCCGCAGCCCCCGGCCCGGCCCGGCGGGGCCCGGAAGGCGCCGCGCUCCCUCACGGCCGCUGAGUGGCGGCGGCGCGUCACGUGCGCGCGGCCGGGCCGGGCCCCGCCGGGCCGUGAGGGGCGGGCGGGGAGGCGGCGGCGGCGCUGCCCGGGUGCGGUGCGACAUGUCCCACCAGACCGGCAUCCAAGCUAGUGGAAGUGUUAAGGACAUCUUUGUUGGAGCCAGAAAUGGACAAUACAGGCUUUUGAAAAUAGUAAUUGACAAUGAGCAGCUUGUUAUGGGAUCCUCUAGACGGCCAGUUGGAUCAUGGGAAAAGGAUUAUGAUUCCUUUGUCCUUCCUCUUCUUGAAGACAAGCAGCCAUGUUAUAUAUUAUACAGAUUAGAUUCACAGAAUGCUCAAGGAUAUGAAUGGAUCUUCAUUGCAUGGUCACCUGAUCACUCUCCUGUUCGUCAAAAAAUGUUGUAUGCAGCAACCAGAGCAACGCUUAAGAAAGAGUUUGGAGGUGGCCAUAUUAAGGAUGAAGUAUUUGGAACAGUACAGGAUGAUGUUUCACUGAAUGGAUAUAAAAAAUAUUUGAUAUCACAGUCCUCCCCUGCACCUUUGACUGCAGCAGAAGAGGAACUUCGACAAAUUAAGAUUAACGAGGUACAGGCAGAUGUUGGUGUAGAUACCAAGCAUCAAACACUGCAAGGAGUAGCAUUCCCCAUUGCUAAAGAAGCUAUUCAGGCUCUGGAGAAACUGAAAAAUAAGAAACUCAAUUAUGUACAACUGCAAAUUGAUAUGAAAAAUGAAACUAUUAUUUUGGCCAACACACUUGAUACUGAACUUAAGGACUUGCCAAAAAGAGUUCCAAAGGAUGCUGCGCGUUACCACUUUUUCCUGUAUAAGCACACGCAUGAAGGAGACUAUUUGGAAUCCAUAAUUUUUAUCUACUCUAUGCCAGGGUAUACCUGUAGUAUACGAGAACGAAUGCUCUACUCUAGUUGCAAAAGUCCACUGUUAGAAAUUGUAGAAACACAGUUGUGGAUGCAGAUAAUUAGAAAGAUUGAAAUAGAUAAUGGUGAUGAGUUAACUGCUGACUUCCUUUAUGAAGAAGUACAUCCAAAACAACAUGCUUACAAGCAGAGUUUUGCUAAACCAAAAGGUCCUGCAGGGAAGAGGGGAAUACGAAGACUGAUCAGAGGUCCAGCAGAGACCGAAACACCUAGUGAUUAGAAACUGUGUUUGUAUUUGUUUAAGUAUCAGAGUAAGAAAUGGAAUUCUGGCUUUUGGUAAUGAACUGAAAUCAUUCCAUUCAUAGAUGCUAGGGAUUAAAAAAAAAAAGCUCUUUUUACUCUUCUCUUUUCUGACCUCGACACUUUUUAUAUUGUUACAUGAUUAUAUUUGUUGACCAUGUUUUAUGAUAUAUAGAAAAGAUAAUUAUUUUGCAGCUAGAAAAGAAAAACAAAGCUAGUACCCCUUUAUUUUAAUUUAGAAGCCAUUAUUUAAUAGCUGUACAUGUAAUCAUAAACUUUGCAGACAUAAGACUACGAAGCCCUGUAUUCUGUAAGUCACAGCUGUAUUCUUAUGCGUAGCCUAUUAAACCUCUAAGACUUUCCAUGUGAGAAGAGAUGAAGGACUACAUAGCAUUGUCCCAAUUAAAACUUUCUUUUUCCUUGUAGCACUUAUGGACAAUAGUAAAAUAGAAGGUUGUCUUUGGAUUUUGACAGGAUGUGUUUCUGGAUUUUGUUAUUGUUUUGUUUGGGUUUUUUUCCUUGUAAUGGAAAAGAUGAACUAAAAUUAGUUAUCAUUCAAUUAGUAUAAGCAUUCAGGAAUUGGUGGACAUUUUCCAAGGCAAAAACUUGGUCAUCUCAAAUUUAUAACCAAUUUCAUGAAUUAUCUUUUAAAGAAAUCUGACAUAAAACACAAUAGCUUUUCCAGACUUCUGUAUCAUUCAUAAGUGUUACAUAUUAGGUACUGAAUGACCAAGUAAAAGGAGAUUAAAAGUCGGUGAGUUAGUAUACUCAAUAGAUUAUGGAGCUGCUUUCAGAGCUAUAUGUCUAAAAGUAUCUAAUAUUAAGUAAUUAAUUAUUGGUGCAGUUGGAUCUAAAAAUGUGUAAGUUCAGUAAAAAUUGAAGCAGUCUUGCUUCAUAACAGUGAGUUAUCCUUGAGGUCCUACUGUGUUUGCACUAUCAACUGCAAUUUUUACUUUCAAGGUAUUCUGAAAAUUACUUUUUCUAAAUGUUUGAACUUCAGUUGUAACUUACAUCUGUAAUUUAAGUCCAACUAGGUCUUGAAUAACUCCUGACAGCAAAGCCCCUAGUUAGGAUUUUGGUGAUUUUUCUCCUCCCUUCUUCCCUUCAAAAUACUUUAAUCAGCCAGAAUAGUCUAAACUUGAUGGAACUGUAAGUAAUGUGUUUAACAGGAAGAGGAAAAGUAGAUUAUUUUAAUAAUUGCAUUAAGGGGGAAUUAGAUGUGGAAGUCAAGUAUUGGAUGACCUUAAAUAUUUAAAACUGUGUGAUGAAGCAAGUACUCGUGAAUAGAUUGUAUUCCCACUGAGGACUUACUUUUUAGUGUCUUUUAUGUGACCUUUGUGGUUUUUGAGUUUUGUUGGUUUUGGUUUUUUUUAAAGCUACAUGGGAUUUGCCAGCUUUGGUUUAUUGGAUAUUAUUGUAGCUGUUGGACGUACUCAUUGUAGAGCUGAAUCGUGUGUUUACCUGGUGGAAGAUGGAUUUAAGUUUUGUAGGGGAUAAUGUUUUGACAGUAGUAGUUCCUGACAAAAAAUUGUUUUAUCUAUUUAGUUUGGCUAUACUUAGCUUACUGUUGACAUUGAGAUUGCACUAUAUAAUGUGAAGGUUGCAAUAGCUGGUAUUACCAUGGGGUUUUUAUAUGCAGCAGAAAUUUUACACUUCAGCUUUUUUUUUCAUUUAAUUUUACACACUACAUCAGUCCAAUUCAAUAGCUCUUGAUCCUCAGCUAAUCUCCUGCUUGCUCUUGUGUUCUUUUCCUGCCUCUUGCCUUCUGUACUGUUUCAGGCAAGUGUCAUUGUUUUCUGAAUAUUGUUAUUGUGUGUGCAGGUCAUUGUACACUGCAAUUAAAUGUAUUUUUAGAUUAACUCAAAUAUUUGCAAAACACCUAAUUAACUUUGGAAUUUUUGUUUUGUUUUGGUUUUAAGGAGUGUAGCAUUUAAAAAUUACUGCUAGAGGGUUGUUUGAAUUUAGUAUUCCUGCCCUUGUGCCAGCCAUAGCAAGAGUGCACAUACCUCUACACUUUCUUGAGCCAGUAAAGAAGUUCAGCUUUUUAAGACUAAGUAUUUUAAAUAAUGAACAGUUUGACCUGAUAUGGUUGUAUGCACGUUGUGGGGGUUUUGUUGGAUGUUUGUUUUGGUUUUUUUUUCACUGUUGUUUUUUGGUUUUGGUUUUUUGUGCAAUCCUGCCCUAGGUAGAUGAGGAUAGGAGAUGGAAAACUUAAUCUGCAGGAUGAUGAGAGCUGGUUAAGUGAUUAUGCAAGAGCAUUUAUGAUGAGCUGCUUUAGAGUUCAGCCCAAACCAGACAUUGUAAAUUUCCCUACCUGAAAACAUUCUAUGUGAUGUACACACCCAGCCCAGACAGGAGUCUGUCAUGUCCUGAGCAUGUCUCCCCCUCACCUUUUCCCAAAAAGAGAAUUGUAUGAAGUCGUGCACUGCUGGCUGGUUCUCCGGGCCUCUUGUAGCUAUUCUCCUAACAGCAAUAAGAAGUAUCUGUUCUUUUUGUACAAUCUAUCACGUUUACAUCUACAUAGUUGCCUCCACUUCUGUUCAUGAAUGUUCAGAACCAGGGCAAAAUGUGGGCAUUAAUCAGUUGCUCCAUUAACUGUCUCUGGUCAUUAAAUAAUUGAAAGUGUCCAUUCAAAUUGUUGUUGGCCUUCAUAAAACCCAAAAGCAAUGCCACUGCUUGCAGUUAACUCACAAGCUAUUAAAUAGUUAAUUAACAGGACAGGUAAUUAUUUAAUAAAUGUUUACAUUGCAACUUAGGGAGAUCUGAGAUCUUGAUCUUUUAAAACACUCCUAUCACGGUUAAACUAAUCAAGGUAAAAAUUGCUCUGUUGCUCAGAUUGACUCUGUAAAUAAAAAAUCUUGUUUAUCAGUGUGUUUAUGUAUUCAAUGAAAGCCACCUUCAGAUGCUAAAAUUAACUAAGUUUACCUUAUCUAUUUUGUAAUUUACUUUAUAAAUAAAGAUUGAUGCUUUA
Messenger RNA from Motacilla alba alba, 4209 nucleotides. RefSeq names its product twinfilin actin binding protein 1 (gene TWF1). Gene Ontology annotation, molecular function: actin monomer binding; actin filament binding. The transcript has 9 exons. Gene Ontology annotation, cellular component: actin filament; cytoplasm; myofibril. Gene Ontology annotation, biological process: regulation of lamellipodium assembly; actin filament depolymerization; positive regulation of neuron projection development. Lineage: Eukaryota; Metazoa; Chordata; Aves; Passeriformes; Motacillidae. The record is from RefSeq and is a predicted model, not a curated record. Bases 166 to 1218 code for a protein of 350 amino acids.